Molecule: messenger RNA, 1615 nt
Organism: Asparagus officinalis (garden asparagus)
Lineage: Eukaryota; Viridiplantae; Streptophyta; Magnoliopsida; Asparagales; Asparagaceae
Product: protein trichome birefringence-like 26
Exons: 3
Coding region: 58-1329 (423 amino acids)
Cellular component (GO): Golgi apparatus
Molecular function (GO): O-acetyltransferase activity
Source: RefSeq, a predicted model, not a curated record
UUUUAAGUCCCAGAUCCUUGAUACUCAGAGAACAGAGUGAAAGGGAGCAAGAGCGAAAUGGAAAAUGGGGAAGACGUGAUUUCAAGCUCAGCUCCAGAGCUAGCCCCUGCUCUCCAAAAGAAGAGAAAGUGCACCACAAUCAAGUUUGUUGUCGCUGCCAUGGCCAUUGGACUUUUACUGUACCUCUGCUUGAGUGACUCAGGAGAUGAGGGACGAUGUAAUCUUUUUCAUGGACAGUGGAUCCCAAACCGUUCAGGUCCAUCCUACAAUAAUGCAAGCUGUAAAUUCAUCGAUGAUUCGGACAAUUGUCUGAGAAAUGGACGACCUGAUAGUCAUUAUCUUUACUGGAGAUGGAAACCAUACCAUUGUGAUCUACCUCCAUUCGAUCCUGUUGUGUUCAUGAACAGGAUGCGGCAUAAAUCUUGGGCAGCGAUUGGUGACUCAAUUCUCCGCAACCAGAUGCAGUCACUGAUUUGUCUAGUUUCUGAGGUAGAAGAACCUAUUGAGAUCUAUCACGACAAGUCAUAUAAAGCCCGGACAUUUUACUUCCCCAACCACAACUUCACCAUUGCAACCAAAUGGGCUCCUUUCCUCGUCAAAGCUGUGUUCAAUGAAAACGAGGAUGGAAAAGAUAACAGCACCAUCCAACUUUUUCUUGACAUUCUAGAAGCUAGUUGGACUAAUGAUUACCACAAAUACGACUAUAUACUAAUAGCCGGAGGUCAGUGGUUUCUCAAAACUACAGUCGCGUGGGAAAAUAACUCUGUUAUCGGCUGCCACAACUGUGGAACAAAGAACCUUAAAGAACUUGGUGUAUAUGAACCUUAUCGCAAAGCCCUUCAGCAUGUAUUUGAUUACAUCACUUCAUCAGAUCACAAGCCAUUUGUCGUUUUUAGGACAUGGUCACCUGAUCAUUUUGAGUAUGGAGAGUGGUACAAUGGAGGGAUUUGUAACCGAUCAGAGCCAUAUAGAGAAGGUCAAUUUAAUGGUUCCCCGAAUGAUCAUAAUAUGAAAAAAAUUGAGGUGGAGGAGUAUGACAAGGCUAAGGUUGUUGCAUCCAAAAGAGGGAUUCAGUUGGAACUUCUUGAUAUUUUUCAUCUUUCAUUGCUUCGACCAGAUGGGCAUCCUGGCCCUUAUAGGAGAUUUGAUCCGUUUCAUGGGAAUAAGAGUGCGAAAGUACAGAAUGACUGCCUUCACUGGUGUGUGCCCGGGCCUGUAGAUACUUGGAAUGAUUUAAUGAUGAAGAUACUGUCAAAAUCAGGGGCUUUGAAUUUGUUGACAUCAUAUGAGAAGCCUCUCCAAGGUCUUGAACUCCUCUAUUUUCAGUGAUUCGAAGUAAAUCUAAGUAAAAAUCUGCAUGUAAUAUGUACCAUCUGUGGUAGUGUACUUCUGUAUAUCCACGUAUUAUGAAUGUAUUAUGAAUGGACUCCUUCAAUGUAAAUUUGUGGCCUUAUUGCUAGAAUUCUGCUAAUACUUCCGACUGGUCGCCCUUGUCGUAGUAUAGAGAUGUAUGAGAUGCAAUGGACACUUCUAUUGGUAGAAAUUUAUGUAUAUUGAUCAAAGGUUUCCAUGCUAUAAUAGUGGAGACCUUUUGAGUGAUUACUGUUCAAUAGCA